AUGGAAAGAGCUCUUGGAGCUAAGAACAAGCUUGUGUUCAUCAACGAAUCCAUUCGUGUUCCAAGUAUCAACGAUCUUAAUCGUUCUACGUGGGAACGAUGCAAUUGCCUUGUUCAUUCAUGGAUUCUCAACUCUAUUGAUCUCAAAGAAAGAUUUGUUAAAACUGAUAGAGUUCGCGUAUCUAAUUUGCAUGCUGAGAUUAACAAUCUCAAACAAGGAAACAAAUCUGUUCUGGAUUAUUUCACUGAGCUUCGUGGUUUAUGGGAAGAAUUGAAUUCUCAUAGACCAGAUUUGAUGCUCAACAAUGCAGAUGUGAUGCUAUGCGUAGUGCUCGAGAAUUUCGUCUUGAAGAUCAGAUUAUACAAUUCUUAUCACUUGAUAACAGAGUUACCGCAUCUGUCGGAGGUCUCUUCCUCACCGGAGCUCUCAUCCUCAUCAGAGCCGCCAUCCUCACCGGAGCCGCCAUCCUCCGUUUAUGACUCGGUGGCAAAGCUGUCAUCAUCCCUCUACCCAACUCCAUGGACACCACGAGCUCCUCCGGUCCCUUGGUUAACCCGCAAGCAGAUGAUGUAUCUUAGAAGGUCGACUUGUUAG
This is a messenger RNA of Lathyrus oleraceus (garden pea), 594 nucleotides long. RefSeq lists its product as uncharacterized. The record is from RefSeq and is a predicted model, not a curated record. NCBI's taxonomy places the organism in Eukaryota, Viridiplantae, Streptophyta, Magnoliopsida, Fabales, Fabaceae. The transcript is spliced from 2 exons. The coding region runs from base 1 to 594 and encodes 197 amino acids.